ACCAGUGCUACCAUACCGUGCUUUUUUAAAAACCUCUAGACCGAUAAUCCCCUAAAUCCGCGAUGAUCAUUAAAAGCGAAACGUCAAAGUGAGAUCAGAGCUUCUUCCACAGCUGCCCCUUCACACCUCAACCUCAGCGUCGUGUCGGUAACUCCAGCCCGCUUCUGUGCGUCCUGGUCCCACCACCACAGCAGCGAUGCCUCCCGGUGUUGUGACCGCGCGUCGGGGCUCAUCAGCCGGCUGCUUCUGCGCCUGCUGCGGGGUAAAGAUGAGACCUUAUUUCACCGAGAACUCCGUGAUCUCUCAGGGGGAAAUUUAUCAGCUCAUCAGUGAAAGUUUCCUGACAGUUAAAGGAGCUGCUCUCUUCUUACCUCGAGGAAAUGGCUCCUCCACCUCUUCUGCCUCUCGCUUCUCACAGCUGCGCAGCAAACAUGCAGGAGACAUCCAACAGCAUCUGCAAACCAUGUUUACUCUCCUCAGACCAGAGGACAACAUCAAACUGGCGGUUCGACUGGAGAGUGUCCACGCCCAGGUCACCCGCUACAUGGUGGUGGUUUCAACCAAUGGCCGUCAGGAUACAGAGGAGAGCGUGGUGCUGGGAAUGGAUUUCAGUCCUGUAGAUAGCUCAUGCUCUGUCGGGCUCGUUUUGCCCUUAUGGAGCGACACACUGAUACAUCUGGAUGGAGAUGGGGGUUUCAGUGUGUCAACUGAUAACAGAGUGCAUGUAUUCAAGCCCGUUUCUGUGCAGGCCAUGUGGUCGGCCCUCCAGUCGCUCCAUAAAGCAUGCGAGGUGGCUCGAUGUCACAACUACUUCCCAGGCAGCUUGUUCCUGACCUGGGUCAGCUACUAUCAAAGCAGGGUUUCCUCCGACCAGGUACGCAUCAAUGAGUGGAACGCCAUGCAGGACGUACAGUCGCACCGUGCCGAUUCGCCCGUGCUCUUCUCUGAUGUACCUACAGAAAGAGAACUGACAGAGCGUCAGAUCAAAACCAGUCUGAGGGAGAUCAUGAUGCAGAAAGACCUUGAAAAUGUCACCUGCAAAGAGAUCCGAACAGAGCUGGAAAUGCACAUGACAUGCAAUCUUCGGGAGUUCAAGGAGUUCAUCGACAAUGAGAUGAUUGUCAUUCUGGGCCAGAUGGACAGUCCGACGGAGAUCUUUGAUCAUGUCUUCUUGGGAUCUGAGUGGAAUGCAUCCAAUUUGGAGGAGUUGCAGAAAAGCGGGGUUCAGUACAUCCUGAAUGUAACAAGGGAGAUCGAUAACUUCUUUCCUGGUGUGUUCGAGUACCACAACAUCCGUGUUUACGAUGAGGAGGCCACUGACCUGCUUGCUUAUUGGAAUGACACCUACAAGUUUAUAUCUAGAGCCAAGAAAGCUGGAUCCAAGUGCCUGGUGCACUGCAAAAUGGGUAUAAGUCGCUCUGCUGCCACAGUGAUCGCAUACGCCAUGAAGGAGUACGGUUGGGAUUUGAAUAAAGCUUUUGAUUAUGUCAAGGAGCGUCGAGCUGUGACCAAACCGAACCCCUCCUUUAUGAGACAGCUGGAGGAGUAUCAGGGUAUACUGCUGGCAAGUAAGCAGAGGCACAACAAACUGUGGCGUUCUCACUCUGACAGUGACCUGUCUGACCACCAUGAGCCACUGUCUAAAUCUUGUGCCCAACCGCACAGCCUAGGUCACUCUGAUCCCCAUAAUCAGGCCAGCAACACGCCUGGUCCCUCUGUGAAAGAACUGCUGGAAUCACUGGGAACUUUGGCCAGUAGUGGCAAAGCAGCACACUCCACCAGCCAGCCUGAUACUGGCAUCCAGUCCAAUCAGCUCAGCUCUUUAUCCUAUGAGGGAGUGGCAGCUAUAUCGGGCGACGCUGGAGCUCGAAGCCUUGAGGCGCCUUCUCCCUCUGCUGUAGUCCAGAUCAGCCAGUUGGAUUCCCCUUGUCCUGAGUCUGCAGCUGGCUCUGUGUCUCAGUUAUCUCCCCCUCUCUCCAAUGGCUUGUGUGACUCUGAGGAGCAACCCCCAUCACCUCCUCUAUCCCAGCCAAGGGCUGCCACUCUGGUGCCUGAGCUUCAAAAGACAGAUAUGGCGACUGUUGCAGAGAGCAUUGUAGUGGGUCAGCCUCACCCACCUCCAUCCUUUCACCACCUCCCCCUCUCCCCUGCUCUGUCCCCAACUCCAGCCUGCAUGGAUGAGGCUAUCAAAUCUCAGACGUUGUCCUGCUCUCUUCCCAUGAUAAAACCCUUGCUUGUGUCAGUGCCUGAGCCCAUGACAGCACAAGCACCCAGCACACAACAGACUGGACCCCAGUGUCUGUCAGCACCAGUGCCUGUCAAAAAUCCAGACUCUGAUCAACAGAUGUGCAGCUUGUCUUUCAAUGGUUUAGCAGCCCAGCCUCCCUCCACUAGUGAUUUUACCCUUUACCCCAGUGCCACUCCUCAAGACAAUGUCGAGGUGGUGUUAGGCCACAGUGCUGAUCGCAUUAACUUUUUCAGUGCUAGGGAAAAGUUCAAGGGAAUGAGUGAAGAUGGUAAAAGCUGCCUGUUGAAGAGUUGUGGCAAGGAACAGCAACCACUGCCUCAGGAGGUCUCCACUAGUGAGGGGAAGGAUGAGGAGAAAGGAAAGGAAAUCUCUCCUGUGCAGGUCACAGGACCGAAAUCUGCAGUGCACUCACAGGCUUCAAGUCUUGGCCCUCUUAGCCGACCAGAGCCUGAGGGCCCCCUGGACCAGGAAUUGAGUAAACUGAGGCAGGAAAUAGAGGAUAGAGAUGUUUUAUCACAGAAGGAAGCUGAGAAUGUUAAAGAGGAAGUGAAAAACAAAGAGGAGGAGGAGGCAGCUCCUUCUGGUCUCUACAGCGACUGGACGAGGGGAUCCGUGCGGCGUGUUACACGACAGCUGGAGCAGAGAAUGAAACAGGAGCACGAGGCUCCAUCACCCUCCUCAUCUCCACCAUCCCACUCUGGCAACUCCUCUUGCUCUUUGCAGCGUCCAUCCAGUGUCCAUCUUGCUACAGUGUCCCAUUCCCAGGAUGCAUCAGUUUGUUUGCAGGUGUCAGUAGUUGGCAGCAUGCAGGAAGAGCAGGACAAAGAGGAGGAUGGGAAGGUUGGAGCAGUUAAAAGGGAGGGUAGUGAUGUGACUGACAUGAGGACAGUAGGAAAUAAUGAUGGAAGCACAAAAGGACACAAACUUAAGCCUGCUGAUACUAGAUUGCUCUCUACCUCUUCUUGCUUCCACCGCUCCUCCCAUUCCCCUUUUGCCUCUGUGAACUUCCUGUGUUUGGAGGGCGUGACAGAGCUUGAGUCAGGCACUGACUGGGACUGCCCCACAGAGGGACCCCAUGGUGACAUUAUCAUGAGGGAGACAUGGGAGACUUUGUGCGAGCUGGGUGCCUUCCUUCAGCAGGUGAGCAUGGGCGGUGCCUGCAAGGCCAAGUGUGUGGACCAGGUUUUUGGCCUCAGUUCUAGAACCAAUCAGAAUCGAGGUAGCAGUGCCCAGAAGAGGGUCCGCGAGGUGGAGGCAAGGAUUCGCCAGGCGGGACUGACCCCUCCUUCCCUGAUGAAGCGCUCGGCCUCUCUGGCCAAACUGGGCUGCCUGGAGCUUCUCGCCAAUGACCUGACCGAGUGGGAGCUCAGCCGAUCGUCUGCAGCUCCGUUCUCACCAGAAUCUCCGGUUAGCGAUGAGUCCAAGAAGCAGCGGGUCCACAGCUCUCACUCCUCAGCUGGCCAACAGCCAGAAGUCCACAAGACUGGUGCAGUGAGGCUUUCUGAAGCUGGUCAAAAUUCACCACCUCCAACAUCUCCACCAUCAAAUCAUAGUCCGCAAGGAGGACAACUCCCCAGCUCUGAUCUGGACUGUCUGCAUCUUCCUGGGCCAACACUUAAGACAACAAGGCAGCAAUAUGGCAGGACUCAUCCUCUGAGGCGGCUUAAGAAAAGAACUGCUAGUACCCUUUACCACACCAUGUAACCCUCACCGUGUGUGUGUCAGUAUGUGUGUGUGUUUGAGAUAGAGGGAUCACGUACGCCUGUGAGAAAUGGACGUGAAUGCAUAUGUUAGAUUUAUUCAGCAAAACAAAGCAAUGCCUCUUGCCUUAAAGGAUAUGUUAAGUACCUUGGGUAGAUUUUUUUCUCUUCAGCUCUGCCAAGAUCCCCUCUGAAAUCUGGCACGUGAGACACUUGUCUCAGUACAAGGACAGUGUCAAGGCUAUGAAGGCUCUGGUCAGUUAGAACUGGAGUAGUUGGAAGAAAUCUGACGUAGUAUAAACACUUCCAAGAAGACAUUCAGCAAGCAGAAAAAAUAAACAAGUAUGGGUUGAAUGUUAAUACGCCUGAGCCUGCACACAUUCACACAUCACUGCUGGUUUCUCCAUCAUCAACUUGAUAUUUACUUGAUCGCUGUUGGUUGUUUUCAAUAGUCGGACCUGAUGUAGCCUCUGUUUACCUUUCCUCAUGCUUUACUGUCUUCUCAUCAAUAUGUGCUGGUUGUGGGUGCUGGGUAGUUCAAUGAAAAUGAUACAGCUGUUCUUCUGGUUCAAUCUGACAAAUUAAUCAAUGAGUUCAGGAGUCAGACCUCUCAAAAUUGCAGAAAAAAUAAACUUGGACUCAUUUGGCAGAAGUGCUUUGUUCUGAAAAGUGACACCAAUCAACAUCAAUUCUGCUGUUUUAGAGACUGAUUUUAAACACGAGUUGAUGCGGUGCAGCUAAACACACGAGAGCUCAGGUUGAUCCACAGAUUGGUGUUUUUCCCCCCCAAAGAAAGGUGUAUCCAGAGGUGGUGAGAGGAAAGCUGCAUAGCUGUACUGCGGUUUAUUAGAUAAGAAUGCAAAGAGAAGAGCUAUGCUGGGGUUUAUUUAUGUUUGUUUUGACUACACAGUACCUCAGUCGAUCUGAACCCAAUCUGACCUGCACAAACGUCAGGCUCUGGAUUCCUGGAAUGUUCGAAAGAAUUUCAACUUUGAAGUGAACUCAUCUCACACUUCUGAUGCCACUCGAAAUAUUUUCUGUAUGCGUUACUGUGUGGGACAAAGGGGUAGGUCAGGGGAUUGGGAGUUGAAGGCAGAGUGUGUAUUUGUGGGGUUUUCUGCCAUGUUCUCUUGUAGGAUGUGGGAUGUAAAGGUCUACAUUGUGAGUGUUGACAUUUUAGGAGCUGUACAUGGUUUUAUAUCUGGUUUGUGUCUGUGCGUGAGUGGGGCUGUGUAGCACAACUUUACCAUGUGAGUGUGUACAUUUUUUUUCUGUUUUUAAAAAAUUCUUCAAAAAAGUCUUUUGUACACUUUUUUUUUUUAGUGUGUCUGUGACUGGCAAGUGAAGGUUCUCCACAGUCUAUCAGAAGUCUGUCUGUUUAGGGAGGUCUGUCAUACAUGCACUUUACUCCCUUUUUUUAUUUCAACAUGGCUUUCUUUAAUGUAUGGUUGCUACUCUUGGAGAGCAUCCUUAGGUAGUAGCAGCCAUUGGGUAUGUGUGUGUAUUGUCAAAACAUGUUUUGUUUUUUUUUAUUUUAAACUAUCAUUGUAAAUAGACUUUUAUAUCAUGUGCUUCAACUGUGACCAUUAAACAAUGGAAAUUA
Molecule: messenger RNA, 5551 nt
Organism: Scatophagus argus
Lineage: Eukaryota; Metazoa; Chordata; Actinopteri; Scatophagidae
Gene: ssh2b
Product: slingshot protein phosphatase 2b
Exons: 14
Coding region: 197-3952 (1251 amino acids)
Biological process (GO): protein dephosphorylation; actin cytoskeleton organization; negative regulation of actin filament polymerization
Cellular component (GO): cytoplasm
Molecular function (GO): actin binding; protein tyrosine/serine/threonine phosphatase activity
Source: RefSeq, a predicted model, not a curated record